AUGGCUCCCCGCGUCCCUAACAAACGGAUCUCGGUGAUCGGUGGUGGUGGCAUGGUUGGGGCAGCUACUGUGAAUGCCUUGAUCCUUAAGGGCGUUGCUGCUGAACUUUUGAUUGUUGAUGUUGCUCCGAAGGCCGCGGAGGGACAGGCUCUUGACAUCGCCGACGCCUCUUUCAACUCCCCCGGAGUCGUCCGAGUUGGUUCGUACGCUGAAGCGGGCCAGUCUGACUUAGUGAUCAUCACCGCAGGCUACCCCCAGAAGCCGGGUGAGCCGAGGUCGAAGCUCCUUGGAACCAACAAGUCCAUCAUGAAUGACAUAUGCACGCAAAUGCAACCUAUUCGUCCUGACAUGAAGAUUCUUGUUGUUGCCAACCCGGUAGAUGUCCUGACUCACAUUGUCUGGCAGUCUUCAAAGCUGCCUAAGAAUCAGGUGUUUGGCUCCGGGACCUACCUCGACUCUGGUCGCCUCCGCUCGCAGAUCGCUUCAAUGAUUGAUGUGCAUCCUCAGAGCAUAAAUGCAUACGUCCUUGGCGAACACGGCGACCGUCAAUUCGUCGCCUGGUCCGCAGCCAGAAUCCAGAACACCCCUCUGUUAGAUCACCCGAAGUUGAAGGGCAUUGAACUUGACAGCAUCCGCCAGGAAGUCAUGAGAAAGGCUUACGCCAUUAUUGAGGCCAAACGAUCUACCUACUUUGGUAUCGGCAUGUGUUCUGCUACCAUUGCUGAGAGUGUGUUGAACAACACUCAGGAAGUGUAUCCUCUUGUCCAUUGGGUCGAGGCUCAUCAAGCUUAUAUCUCGUGGCCUUGCACUGUGGGCUCUAAUGGCGUUGAUCAGAGCUUUGAUGUGCCUCUUAAUGAGCAAGAGCAGAAGGCUUUGGGGGUAGCGGUUGCUGCUAUCAAGGACAUGGUUAAGGAAGCGGAGUCUAUUGAGGAGCCUCGUAAAGAUUAA
This is a messenger RNA of Gregarina niphandrodes, 948 nucleotides long. Its product is annotated as L-lactate dehydrogenase. Gene Ontology annotation, molecular function: L-lactate dehydrogenase (NAD+) activity. Bases 1 to 948 code for a protein of 315 amino acids. Gene Ontology annotation, cellular component: cytoplasm. Gene Ontology annotation, biological process: carboxylic acid metabolic process. The transcript has a single exon. NCBI's taxonomy places the organism in Eukaryota, Apicomplexa, Conoidasida, Eugregarinorida, Gregarinidae. The record is from RefSeq and is a predicted model, not a curated record.